CGCAACUUCACGAACAAGGAUAAUGUUAUACAACCUAUAGCGAAAUUGAUCGCGGGAUUCUGGCUGUUGUAUGUGUUGCAUAGACUUUAAGCGGAUCGGAUUAUGGAUUUGAACGGAUUUUUCCCUUUUUCAUACGCUUGUGUAUACCUACUUAAUUAACGAAAUAGCUCAUAUGGCUGCCGCACGACCAAAGCCCAAAUCUCGCUUCUUAUCCUCCUAAUCCCCCACGUCAACAAUACCAGAAUACCACCCAAACAAUUUGCAAAAUUUACAAUUCCGCCAUGCACCGCGAUGCUUUCUUCAUCGUUAUUGCCAAUAUCGUUUGCACCAAAUCGGGCAAAAUGGCUGAUGAUUGCCGUCUGGCCUCUCGUUUCGUGCGUUUUAUUCGAUCGUGCGGACAUAUCACGGACUGACAGUGUGUUUAGGAACACAAUGCGUGACACGAGAUACGGUCAGAACCGUGACCAGAAUCAAGUACAAUAGUUUCAUCGAUCUAUGGACUAUUCGGACGGAAACCACGAUUGAAAAUGCACUAAUACGCCUAAAUUAACUCUAGUGCUUUACGGCUUUAGCUUUCGAACAAUUUCACUAAAAGAGCUAAUUUGAUUUUUGUUUUAUUUAUUUGCCUGCCGUAUUCAAAGUGACUCGUUUUUACCACUUUUCAAUGAUUAAACAAAGAGAAUUAUUUAUGCUAAUUUUAUUUAAUAUUUAAUCGAUAAAUGCAUUACGCCUGCUACUUUAUUAUGUUCACCCUCCUACAAAUAUUUACCGGUCAUAUAUACUAAAAAAAUUUUCGUUAUUUCAUUUAUUUUGCACUCAAACACGUUGUCUAAACACUGUCAUUUAUGAUAUGUUUUCGGCACCCCCUAAAUACUUUGGUACACAGGCAAGGGUAAGGUUAUAUUGUUGUCAAAAAUGCAUAUGGCGACGAUAAUAAAAUGAAAGACUUAUUUAAACUGUAUAUGGGCGUUGUUACUGUUACCCUUCUCUGAUGCACACAAUGAAUUAAAACAUCUACAACCAACUACAACUUUGUCAUGUUUUUUGACGAAGCCAUUGUUUGGCGUUUAGUCAUAUGUCUCUAUUUAAGUAUAUUUACAAAAACAAAAUUUUUAAUAAUAAAAAUGGAAAAAUGUAUUUAUGUUGAUACUUACAUUUCUCGGUCAAGUAGAUAAUUGUUAAAAAGUGUAUUUCUGUAUAAGUAGAGAUUUCGUAAAAUAAUAGUGAUAAAAGUCGAAUAGUCGCAGGUGCUGUCAUCACAAUGGGAGAGUCUUUGAAAUAUAAGAAUAAAAUUAUUUAAAUAAGGCCGUGAUUGAAAUUCAACAUGGCGCAGCCUGGCGUCCUUUUAAUCCAAAUGAAUACACUUAUUGUCUAUUGUAAAGUAGGAAUAAUGCCAAUAUUUAGGCAACAACUGCAAAUGUACAAGAAACAACUGAGGGUUUCUGAGGGAGAUUUUCAUUUAUUUGGUGGGGGUUUAAAUGGGAGGUGCUUAUUGCAGAGUGUGGCAGUAAGGUCGCCAUUUUUUUGAAAAGUCGUGAUUUUUUUUACGAUUUCUCAAAUUUGUAAUGAAAUUGGUUGUGUCAAAAUUGGUGUAUGCAAAUUAUUCGGAUUUGUACGAAGAUUUCGGUCUAUCAGGGUAGUUGCGAGAAGGACAGUUGAACAACAUGGCUGGGCGUGUCGUUUGAUUUUUCCGGAAGGGCAGACAAGCUCGCGAUUGGCCGGAGUUGGCUCCUCCUCGCGACUGUUAUCAAAUAUUGGUCCACAAAUAGUUCGUGUUUGUUACAUGUUUAGAUGCCCAGAUGGGUCUCUCACUAGUAUAGUUUAUUCAGUCGGCGGGUCGGUACAUAAUUAAUAAUCUGACCCAAACUGAUAGGAAUUCAUAGCCAGUUUGUGUAGAUGUGGUGCCGCAGUGGUCGCAAUGUGCAGUAACGAGACUCCGGCUAACACCUCGCCGAGGCUGCCCAUGCCGUUCGCCCUCGAGAGCGGCCCCCGGGCCCUUCUGCCCAUCGACCAGUACCGGCUGCAGCUGUACCAGUAUGCCGUCGCCGAGCGGCUUCGUUACCCUCUAUUGAACCCUUUCCCGACGCCGCUGACCUGCUACCCGCUCUUCCCCAGGGCUCUGCAGCCCGAGGAGCCCAAGCCCCAGCACAGCUACAUCGGCCUCAUCGCCAUGGCCAUCCUCAGCUCGCCGGAGGGAAAACUCGUGCUUUCGGACAUUUACCAGCACAUCCUCGACCAUUACCCUUAUUUCAGAACCCGAGGGCCAGGCUGGAGGAACUCCAUUAGGCAUAAUUUGUCGCUUAAUGAUUGUUUUAUCAAGGCGGGAAGAAGCGCCAACGGAAAGGGACAUUACUGGGCCAUUCAUCCCGCAAAUGUCGACGAUUUCCGAAAAGGGGACUUUAGGAGGAGGAAGGCACAAAGAAAGGUGAGGAAGCACAUGGGGCUUGCCGUCGAUGAAGAUGGGGCUGAUUCACCCAGUCCGCCUCCCUUGUCCGUCAGUCCGCCUGUCGUGCCGGGGCCCUCCACCUCCGUUUAUCACACAGUGCCGGCUCGGGGUCCGUCUCGCAAGCGGCAGUUCGACGUGGCCUCGCUUUUGGCUCCGGAUUCCGGUGAAGAUACCAACGAAGAGGACAUCGACGUCGUCUCCAGUGACCAACAUCAAGAGACUUCACCCAAACAGUGGCCUAACAUGUUUCCCAUCGUUAAUUAUUAUCAAGCAUUGUUACAAGCGAGGCCGGGAACGACUGCAGAAACUGCCACCGACACCACAGACUCUUAAGUGAUUUUUAGUGAAUUGUGGUUUCAAAAGUCUAAAGUAAAAAAUCUACUUAAAGACUGUCCGUUAUAUACAUUUUUUUUUAUACGAAUAGUCACUGUUCAUAUUAGAUAUAUUUAUUGUUCUGUUACAAAACA
This is a messenger RNA of Tribolium madens (black flour beetle), 2913 nucleotides long. It is a transcript of the gene fd102C, whose product is annotated as protein lin-31. The transcript is spliced from 2 exons. The coding region runs from base 1919 to 2779 and encodes 286 amino acids. Gene Ontology annotation, biological process: anatomical structure morphogenesis; cell differentiation; regulation of transcription by RNA polymerase II. The record is from RefSeq and is a predicted model, not a curated record. Lineage: Eukaryota; Metazoa; Arthropoda; Insecta; Coleoptera; Tenebrionidae. Gene Ontology annotation, molecular function: DNA-binding transcription factor activity, RNA polymerase II-specific; RNA polymerase II cis-regulatory region sequence-specific DNA binding.